AUGCUCUCCAUACGUCCACUUAGUACGGCCUUGCAGAAGGUUGCCAUCGAGGAGCUGAACGAAGUGCCCGAGCGCUUGGAGGAGGAUAUUGCUGCACUGCGUCAAUGGAUCCUCCAGCAGCCGCAUUUAAGGGCGCGCGGCGAUGAUCAAUUUCUGGUCAACUUCAUGCGUAGCUGCAAAUUUAGCCUGGAGAAGACCAAGUCCAAAAUGGAUCGCUUUUACACGCUGCGCACAAAGUAUCCGGAGAAUUUCCUUGCGCACAAUGUGGAUGUGGAUAAGCUGCUGCCCAGGUUUCGCCUUGGCACUGCCAUAGUACUGCCACGCCUACUUAAUGAUAAUGGACCACGCAUAUUCCUGUUUCGCAUGGGCGCCUACAACCCGGACGAAUACCACUUCAACGAUGUUAACAAAGCCAAUAUGCUAAUGCAUCAAAUAGUACUGAAUGAAGAUGAUGAUGCCAUUGUGAGAAACUACUGGACGGAGGAACAAAACUAUGGCACCGAUGAGCACCUGCGACCCGGCAAGCCCAUAGACUUUGAGAAUCUGUUCGGACUGGAGGGUUCGUUCAGACAGCUGAACGUUGAUUAA
This is a messenger RNA of Drosophila hydei, 588 nucleotides long. Its product is annotated as retinol-binding protein pinta. Lineage: Eukaryota; Metazoa; Arthropoda; Insecta; Diptera; Drosophilidae. Gene Ontology annotation, molecular function: phosphatidylinositol bisphosphate binding. Gene Ontology annotation, cellular component: membrane. The record is from RefSeq and is a predicted model, not a curated record.